CAACUACUUCUACAACUAUCGCCCCGACCGGGCUUUCUCCCUCCCGCGCUUCUCCCUAACACUUUAUUAAUCGAUAUCUGCUCAUCUUCAUUCGCUCUAAGCGAGUCCCCUCUCGGUUACCUGUAUCUGUCCUUAAUUACCUGGUGGUAUCACCUAUCGCAUAAUGGAUGAACAAGAAUACCUUCAGCCUGGGUUCGAUCCCAACACCCUUAAAGUCGCUGAGCUUCGCGGAAUACUUUUGGAGCAUAGUGUCGAUUACCCCUCAUCUGCUAAAAAGGCUCAACUCGUGGAACUAUUCAACUCCCAGAUCGCACCCAAGGCCCGCCGUAUCUUGGGCGCCCGAUCGCGGGUGAAAGCUUCGGUCCAGGGGAUAAUCGAUAUGGAAAGUGAAGGUGCGUCUCUAGCGGAGGCCACCCCUAGACGAUCUUCUCGCCGGACUACUCGCAUGGGAACUGCCGAGACCGAGGACGAAGUGGAGGAUUAUUCCCGGCGGAGCCCGCGGAAACGUUCUGUUUCAGCAAAGCGCCAGCUUAAUAAACCAGCAAGACCCAGCGAGGCUCUCACAGCCGAGCCGGAAGACCAACAACCGCCACCAUCUACCCGAAAAACCAGGAACAGCGCUUCCCGUCAGACGAUACUUCCUAGCGAUGGCCAGCGAGACUUUGUACUCCCUCAGAUAAAGCUUUCUGCCUCAGAUGAGGAGAAGGAGGCUUCAGUGUUUUCUUCCCAGAAUCCUUUUCAAAGCGGUUCGCCGCUUGCUAGAUCCCCAGAUCGGAGUGACCGACGCAAGACCACGGGAAUGACCAGCGAGAGACGCCGUAAAUCAGAGGCUGCGAGACGUCAAACGGAUUUUCCUAUUUCCCCUCGUGCGGGAGAUGAGCGAGGGGAUAACUAUACUCCAUCCAGCACUCGGGUGAUUCCUGCCUCCCGGGGUUUCGGGAUUCCUCUCUCCAGACUACCAGCAAGCCCUAACGAACCGCUCAAUGGCGUAAUAAAGAAGGAAGAAGUGGAGGAUGAUUAUUCUUUGGAGCCUGGAGAAGAAUUCACUCCAGAAGGCACCGCAGAGGUUGCUGAAUCAAGCCCAAUUGUGCGUCGUCCCAGGGGUGGAAUUCAAAAUGCCGCGAGCACAAGCAUGCUUUGGGUCAUCGUAAUUGCACUUCUUAGCGGCUACUUUGCCUGGUGGAGGAAGGAGAAGUUGGAAGUCGGCUAUUGCGGUUAUGGAAAAUCGACUACAAGCAUGCAUGUCCCUGAGGACGAUUGGACCAAUGUUCUUCGUCCUCAAUGCGAGCCAUGUCCGCCAAAUGCCAUCUGUAGGCCCGAUUUCGAGGCAACCUGCAAUGACGAUUAUGUUCUUGUACCAAAUCCAUUGUCGCUCGGUGGACUGGUUCCUCUCGCACCUGUUUGCGAACCUGAUUCCCAAAAACUCCGAAAAAUAGCCGUAUUAUCAGAUGAGGCAAUCAGAGUAUUGAGAGCUAGGGCAGCAGAUGUGGAGUGUGGGGAAGUAGCACUAGGCAAGGAUGAGGAGGCAGGUGUCUCGGAGGCCUAUCUGAGGCAAGUGCUGUAUGACCUUAAAGCCCCAAGCUUGUCGGACGAGGGAUUCAGUCAGCUAUGGCGGAACGCUCUAGAAGACGUUUCGAAUCGAGAGGAGGUUGUGUAUCAUCAAGAUGGCCAAGGACAAACAUACCUCCAGUCAACCUCUCUCGCAAGUGUUCCGCUCCGCUGUGCGAUCCGAAAAUCAAUCUCCGGAUCCAUGGCUAGGUACCGAGUCGAACUUAGUGGAAUACUGUUCUUUGCCUUCCUCGCGUUCAGCCUUCGCAAAUCCAUAAGUUCAAACCGCGUCUACCAAAGUCAAGUAACGGGGCUCGUUCACAUAGCCCUCAAACACCUCACCCGCCAAGCCCGUGACCACCCACGUGAACCGUGGAUCGCAAUCGCGCACCUCAGGGACCAGGUAUUACAACACGAAUUCAACACCGAACGGCGUAGGAAGCUGUGGGAAGGGGUGCAGAAGAUUGUCGAGAUGAACAGCAACGUUCGUGCAGGUGAGCGGGAGAUUAGCGGGGAGGUUAUGAGGACAUGGACUUGGAUUGGGGGUAGGGUUGCGCUGGGUGGCAAGGAGGGUGAGAGCGAGGCUGUGGUGGGCUUUGAUAAUGAUAGUAACGUUGGUGGUGGUUCUCGGGAGAAGAAGUGGACUUCAUAUCCGAGGGUUAUUGCUUAAGACUGUAUGGGCUUAAGACUGUGGCGGCUUUAUUUUAUGUGUUUUUUUUUCUUUUUUCUUUUUACUUUUCUUUUUUUCGCUCUUUUUCUUCUCUAUCAAUCAGUGGUCGACUGGUUUUUGUGACUAGUGUUUUUUUAUUUUAUUUUUUUACCUCUUCUCUUUCUUCUAUUCUUUCCGUCUUUAUCCUUUCAUGUAUCACGAGAGUAACGUUCGGGGUGGGAGAGUGACGAGGGCUCUGUAAGUUCUAUGCCUGGCUUGGGAGCAGGGAGCCAUCAAAUGUGUUGCUACUACUGCUACUACCACCACCAUUAUCACCACAUGUUACGGCAUCUGCCGUAUGUCAUUACGCAGAAGACGACAAUCCUUUAUUAUCAGAUAACAAUCAAAAAUUACAUACUGGUAGUAUCACACACAACA
Messenger RNA from Tuber melanosporum (Perigord truffle), 2635 nucleotides. RefSeq lists its product as uncharacterized. The transcript is spliced from 6 exons. The record is from RefSeq and is a predicted model, not a curated record. NCBI's taxonomy places the organism in Eukaryota, Fungi, Ascomycota, Pezizomycetes, Pezizales, Tuberaceae. Gene Ontology annotation, molecular function: chromatin binding. Gene Ontology annotation, cellular component: nuclear inner membrane. The coding region runs from base 164 to 2218 and encodes 684 amino acids.